Molecule: messenger RNA, 2891 nt
Organism: Paramacrobiotus metropolitanus
Lineage: Eukaryota; Metazoa; Tardigrada; Eutardigrada; Parachela; Macrobiotidae
Exons: 2
Coding region: 159-1559 (466 amino acids)
Molecular function (GO): protein binding
Source: RefSeq, a predicted model, not a curated record
UGCGACGAACAAAAAUUCUUUGGACAGAUUUAUUUGCAUGAUAUUCUGCGGGGUUCAACCAUCUCUGUAUCCGUCUCCCUUAUCGUUUGCUGUCUAGCAGUGAUCGUAAAUCCCACAACAAAUCUGGGAUCCAUUGGAGCGCGCUUUUGAACUGCGCCAUGCUGUUGUACGCGAACGACAAAUCCGCGUGGAACGCCGUGGACGUCCUGGUAAACGACGGCCAGCUGCAACACGGGCAUGUGAUCAACGUGGUGGAAGGCGGCCUGAUGAUAAAUUUCCAGUGUCCCGCGCAGCGCUCGCAGUUCAUCGAAUACGGUCGUAUCUUCCGCUGCAGCCAGUACAAGCUGUUCUGGAGUUCUGGUGAAGACGAGCAGGUGCUGCUGCGCCGUGGUCCCGACGGCGCCUGGAUUUGGUAUCCGGGCCGGAUCCUGCCCCUGGCGGUGGAACACUACGAUGACGCAGUAUGGGUGGAAGUGCAGCUGGCCGACGGCACUGUUAACGAGCUGGUACUGCCCGGCCAGGUGCGUCCGCUGCCCACGGACGCGGAGUUGUGCCAGCAUCUCGUGAUGAAGGAGGAUUUUGUCGUCCGCUCGUGCCCACUUCCCCCCGCCUUCUGGUCCGAGGGGUCGCAGCGCCUCAGGGAGGUGUUGCAGUGCGAUCUGAACCAACGCCGUAAUAUCUUCUGCACCGCGCUGCUCAGCCAGGCGCUUCUCUAUCUGCAGUGUCGAGCCGCGGUUCCUCUGACAGUUGAGCAAGUGGAAGCUGCCUACCACGAGGCGCGAAUCGACGUGGAGAGUGGUUGCUUGUCUUGGGCAGCGCAACGAACACUCCGUCAAAACAGGAAGGGUAUCGAUCAGAAAAAUUGGAAGCGUCCUGUUGGCGGCAUACAUCUGCCGUUGCCCGUUGAGCUGCUGGUGGAGGUCUUUCAGUCGUUGGACUCUGUCGGGCGCGUCCGCUGUCGGCGAGUCUGUCAGUUGUGGAACACGGUUCUCACCACGGACGCCUACUUCCCCGACGUGCACGUCUCAGGCCGGUACUACGAGGAGCACACAGAUGAAAUGUACUGGCUGCUGGCGUGUCUGCUGAAAUUCCCCAACCACGCCACCAAGAUCAUCAUCCUGAAGGAGGUGGGCUGGAAUGACAUCCUGGGGGAUUUGCAGACACUUAUUAACAAGCUCGGAAAAUCGCCCAACGUGCCGACGCUGGUCUGCUACCAGUGCGACAUCGCCGAUGACGGUGACUACAUGGAAGAGGUCGUCAUGCGCAUGACGGAUAUGGUUAUGGACUUGGCGGUGUACCAGAGAAUCCGCUGGAAGCAGUGCCGCGUGCAUGGAUACCACAUACAGGCCGUUGUAACGGAACAGUUCUUGUAUGGGAAACUGGUCAGGGAGGAGUUGGAAGAGAAGAUGUGGGAUCUGUUCGAACGCAAUCUGCUCCUCAAGAAGCCGCUGGAUCGGCCGGCGCUGUCAGCAUCGUUUGCGGAUUACAUCGCUCAUAAACACACGGCGGAUAUCGACGAGCGCAUUGUCGAGGGAAGUGGUUUUGUGGUGUUCUGCUAAUAUUGGCAGUGAAAUUAGUCAACUAGCUUAUGCGUGUAGGUGCUUAAUUAUGACCAGAGGGUGGAUCCGCGCGAGACCACGCAUUACCGCGAUCGGGAGUGGACGAUGGCCGAUCUCGUCGAGGUGGAUUUCAGCCAGCUGACGACCAUCACGACGGUAGUCUUGAGCGCCGUUCUCGAUGCAGUCGGCUGAGGAUCCGUUUCCCGGAGGGUACUGGAGGCACUGGGCGGAUUAGACGUAGGGAUGGCAAAAACUUGUUUUCCACUUCACUUGACUUUUGAUCGGUUUUUUCGACAAGUAAAUUUUUUUAAAAAUGCUUAGAAACCCAAGUCAGCUUGCAAUACUUAGCUUGAAAGUCCAAACCAAGUUAAUAACUUGGAGUCGACUUAAAUUUUUCUUUACUAUGCGUGCUAAUAGUACUGCGUUUUUUCGAUAGCUGACAGCCGGUCAUACUUUUUUAACUUGGUGCGCGCUACCAGCAUCCAUAGACUACAGAUGUCAACGUAAUUGCCGGGAGAGGUGCGCGUAGUAGGGCAAAAAGAUAAGACAGUCGUGGAGAAAACAGCACUAAGCGCUAGUAAUUUAAACGGAAAAAUGUUUAAACUGGUCCUUUUGCUUAAACCGCUUUGAAUAUUUUCUAAUUAUUGUAAAAGUCUUUCAAGUCGACUGGAAAAUGAAUUUGGGGACUCGGUUUCCCUUUCCAAGUCGACUUGAGUAGUAACUUGGUUUGAAAGGAUAAGUUCUAAGAAUUUAACUUGACUUCUCUUCCCCAAGUUUUUCGCAAUAACUCAAGUUUUCAAGUCGACUUCGCCAAGUUUUUGCCAUCCAUAAAUUUAGACGUACGCUGCCCCGUAGUAUCAACAUCGAGACUGCUGCCAGCGCAAUUUAAUAGUGAGUCGGCGAAGUCCGCCGUAAACCGUAAAACGGGCACCGCUUUUAAUCAAGAGUACAGAGUUAGACAGAGCGUGUGUCUAACGAAUUUCUGUCUGCUCCCUUGAUUAAAUGCGUUUUACGGCGCCCGGUCGCCUGUCCAGGCGGACUUCGCCGACUCACUAAUGCCAUAGAUUGAUGACGUUGUAGCUUGAAAGCGGAAUCAGUGACCUCGAUGAUGUAGCGUAAUUUCUGUACGAAUCGCACUUGCACUUUGUUGUUUUCAGCGUCUGUAACUUAAUAACUGUGCAUAUUCACAUUGCUCCCUGACGAUUCUUGAAUAAUGGGAUUCUAACGAAAAUCCCAGGAUUUUCACGAAAAUGUACAGAAAAAUGUGCUCUACAAGGAAAUUUGCAAGUGCACUGCUGUGAAAUGUGAAUUGUAAUUUGUUUAAGUUUCUCA